Molecule: messenger RNA, 1023 nt
Organism: Diplodia corticola
Lineage: Eukaryota; Fungi; Ascomycota; Dothideomycetes; Botryosphaeriales; Botryosphaeriaceae
Product: integral membrane family protein
Exons: 4
Coding region: 1-1023 (340 amino acids)
Source: RefSeq, a predicted model, not a curated record
AUGCACCUCACGAUGCUUUACGAUGCCAGCAGGUCGGUAGCGACCUGCGUCCUCGUUCUCGUGCCGCCUGCGUAUAUUACCUUGGCCCUGCGCUGCGGUGUGCGCAUCUCUCGCAAGGCAUGGGGCCUCGAUGACACCUGCAUGGUGCUCUCCGCGAACUAUUUCAUGUUCAUGCUUUCCUACUGCUGCGGCGUCUUCUUCCUCAAACUCAGCAUCGCCCUGACUCUGAUGCGUAUCACCGCCGGCCGACCUGGUUACGUGUGGACCCUUCGGGUGACCAUCCUCAUCUUUACUGCCGCCAUCUUCAUGGUCUUCUUCUACGUCCUGGCCCAAUGCCAGCCCAUCGCAUACUCAUGGGAUAAAAGCAUUCCCGGCGGUAAGUGCAAGGACAAGCGCAUUCUCACGGGUAUGAGCUUCGCCAUCUCCGCCGCCAAUAUCGUAACCGACUGGACCUGCGCCCUAUUACCUAUCCCGCUGCUAUGGAACCUCGAGAUGCACCGCAACUCUAAGAUUGCGGCCGGCGUGCUGCUCUCCUUUGGCGUCUUCGCGAGCGUCUGCGCCCUUAUCCGCCUUCAGUACACCAUCGCCCUGAACGAGGAGGUCGACUUUCUCUACCAUGCCUCGUUCGUCGUCAUGUGGGCUUUCGCCGAGGCCGGCGUCGGCUUCUCGGCUGCUAAUUGCAGCACCCUCCGCCCCAUCUUCGUCCGAAUCUUCCGGCUCGGCAGCAGCCGCGGCAAUUCCGACGACACCGACAGCAGGGAAUACGGCUGCUGCCCCACCCACGCCAAGAGCCGCCACUCUGGCAUCGAGCUCAACGCCGACGCCUCUGACGCCAUCAUCGUGCAUCCAGCAACCAGGGCCGGCUACGGCGUGAAGACGACCGUCACAGCAGGGGAGCCCGAGAAUGAGCGGGAAGGCGGGGGACGUAUAGCUGCGGCUGAGGAGGUUUACUUUGAGGAUGACGCGAGCCAGCGCGAGAUUUUGAGAGAGGACCGAAUUAGUUUUACGUAUAGAAAAAAGUAA